Messenger RNA from Tachyglossus aculeatus (Australian echidna), 2784 nucleotides. RefSeq names its product solute carrier family 14 member 2 (gene SLC14A2). Gene Ontology annotation, cellular component: membrane. The transcript is spliced from 19 exons. Gene Ontology annotation, biological process: urea transmembrane transport. Lineage: Eukaryota; Metazoa; Chordata; Mammalia; Monotremata; Tachyglossidae. Bases 7 to 2784 code for a protein of 925 amino acids. Gene Ontology annotation, molecular function: urea transmembrane transporter activity. The record is from RefSeq and is a predicted model, not a curated record.
GAGAGGAUGAGCAGCUGUGCCACGAACGAUAUGUCUGAUGCCCACAACAGCCCUCUCUUGGCAGAGUCUUCAUCUGAGUCUGAGUUUAUGAAUCCCAGGUGGUCCACCAGGUCCCAAGACCCCCACCCAGGCCUGCCUCUUUUGGAAAUGCCAGAGGAACAGACUCUUCGAGCUGCCAUGGAGACCAGCCCCACGGUGAAAAUCGAAAAGCCCGGAGAAAAAAACAAACGGAGAGAAAAUGUGAUGAUGAAGCAGAACACAACCAGCCCAAGUGGCAUCAGUAUCUUCAGAGCUAUGGGCUACCUUACCGGAGAGAUGAAAGAGUGCAGCAACUGGCUGAAAGAUAAGCCUGUAGCUCUUCAGUUCAUUGAUUGGAUCCUUAGAGGGACGUCCCAAGUGAUGUUCGUCAAUAACCCCCUCAGCGGGCUUAUCAUCCUAGCUGGACUCUUGGUCCAGAACCCCUGGUGGACCCUGGCUGGGGGCUUAGGGGCAGUGGUCUCAACUUUAACUGCUCUGGCUCUAAACCAAGACAGAUCGGCCAUUGCUUCAGGACUUCAUGGCUACAACGGGAUCCUGGUGGGGCUGCUGAUGGCCGUGUUCUCAGAAAAACUGGAUUAUUACUGGUGGCUCCUGUUUCCAGUCAUUGUGACAUCCAUGGCCUGCCCGAUUCUUUCAAGUGCCUUGGGCUCCAUCUUCAGCAAAUGGGACCUUCCUGUCUUCACAUUGCCUUUCAACAUUGCCGUGUCCUUGUAUCUGGCGGCCACAGGACACUACAAUCUUUUCUUCCCCACCACCCUGGUGCGACCUAUAUCAGCAAUGCCCAAUAUCACCUGGUCCGAAAUCGAAGUGCCUUUGCUGCUGCAAGCCAUCCCAGUCGGCGUAGGCCAGGUGUUCGGCUGUGCUAAUCCCUGGACUGGUGGGGUGUUUCUAGUGGCCUUGUUCGUAUCCUCUCCACUCAUUUGCUUGCACGCUGCCAUCGGCUCAGCGGUGGGGAUGAUAGCAGCCUUGACUGUGGCCGCCCCCUUUACCACCAUCUACGUAGGUCUUUGGAGUUACAACUGUGUCCUUGCCUGCAUCGCUAUUGGAGGAGUAUUCUACGCUCUCACCUGGCAGACACAUUUGCUGGCCCUUGUCUGUGCGCUGUUCUGCGCCUAUAUGGGAGCGGCCCUCUCUAACAUGAUGUCAGUGGUUGGAUUGCCCACCUGUACCUGGCCCUUCUGCCUCUCGACCCUCACCUUCCUGUUACUGACGACCAACAAUGCUGCCAUCUACAAGUUACCUCUCAGCAAAGUCUCCUACCCAGAAGCCAGUAGAAUGCAUUACCUGAUGAUGACAGGAACAGAAGAGAAAAACCCCUCGGGUUUUGCAUUAGGUGGUGCUGAGGAGCUACCCUCUCCUGGGGUUGAUGCUGAUGAGCACAAAGAAGGUUUUCUCUUCAAGCCCAGGAGCGUGUUCCACAUCGAAUGGCAAUCUAUUAGGAGGAGAAGUAAAGUAUUUGGAAAAGCUGAAUACCAAGAGAGGCAGACGAAAGACCAAUUUCCUUAUUCAUACAGAAAAUCGAAACAAGAAUUGCUUGACUUUGAAGGUACUGUGAAGGACAGCACCUCAGUUAAGGUGGAAACUGGCAAUCCCAAGAGUUCCAGAACCCCAAGCUCCACGAGCCCAAGAAAAGAGAGAGUCAGUCAGGCCUUCAGUUACAUCACAGGAGAAAUGACGGCAUGUAGAGAAGAACUUAAAGACAAGUCCGCAAUGAUCCAGUUCCUUGAUUGGGUCCUACGGGGUACCUCUCAGGUCAUGUUUGUCAACAAUCCUCUCAGUGGCUUUAUCAUGAUCCUUGGGCUCUUGAUCCAGAAUCCCUGGUGGGCAAUGUCAGGCUGCCUGGGAACUGCCGUCUCCACUUUAACAGCCCUGAUGCUGAGCCAAGACAGAAGAGGCAUCGCAUCAGGACUCCAUGGCUACAAUGGGAACCUGGUCGGAUUGCUGAUGGCUGUAUUCUCCGAGAAAGGGGAUUAUUACUGGUGGCUUCUGCUGCCCGUCACGAUUAUGUCCAUGUCAUGCCCAAUUCUUUCGAGCGCUUUAGGCUCCAUCUUCAGCAAAUGGGACCUUCCUGUCUUCACAUUGCCUUUCAAUAUCGCCAUGUCCUUGUAUCUGGCGGCCACAGGACACUACAAUCUUUUCUUCCCCACCACCCUGGUGCAGCCAAUAUCGGCAAUGCCCAACAUCACCUGGUCCGAAAUCCAGGUGCCCCUGUUGCUGAGAUCCAUCCCCGCUGGAGUCGGUCAGGUUUAUGGCUGUGAUAACGCCUGGACCGGAGGCAUUUUCCUGUUGGCUUUGUUUAUAUCCUCCCCGCUCAUAUGCUUGCAUGCUGCCAUUGGCUCCACUGUGGGGAUGUUAGCAGGACUUACCUUGGCCACGCCGUUUGACACAAUCUACUUUGGCUUGUGGGGCUUCAACAGUGCUCUGGCUUGUGUAGCAAUAGGAGGAAUGUUCUAUGUCAUCACCUGGCAAACACAUCUUCUGGCAAUUGCCUGUGCAUUCUUUUCAGCUUAUCUAGGAGCUGCUCUUACCAAUAUGAUGUCUGUGUUUGGAUUGCCCGCCUGUACCUGGCCCUUCUGCCUCUCUACACUCACCUUCCUGUUACUGACGACCAACAACGCUGCCAUCUGCAAGUUGCCGCUCAGCAAAGUCUCCUACCCAGAAGCCAACAGAAUAUAUUAUCUGUCCCAGGAAAAGGGCAGAAGGGCCUCUUUAGUAACCAAGUAUCAGGCAUAUGUGGUUUCCUAA